CUCACUUCUUCUACUUCACUCUCUUAUCCCCUCUCUAAAUCUCCUCAUUUCCCUUUGCUUCAAACCACCAACAAAAAGCCUAUUAUUUUUCAGUCUCACCAGCAACAAUGGCAAUUAGAAAAUCAUCCAAACUGCCUCAAACCGCAAUUCUCAAGCAAAUUCUCAAGAGAUGUUCAAGCUUAGGCAAGAAACAUGGGUAUGACGAAGAUGGUCUCCCUCUUGACGUACCAAAAGGUCACUUUGCCGUUUAUGUUGGUGAAAACAGAAGCAGAUACAUUGUCCCGAUCUCAUUCUUGACUCACCCUGAAUUCCAAUGCUUGCUUCGACGAGCUGAGGAAGAGUUUGGGUUUGACCACGAUAUGGGCCUUACAAUCCCUUGUGAAGAAGUUGUUUUUCGCUCUCUCACAUCUAUGCUUAGAUGAAAAAUGGAACAGAAAGAGCUGUGAAGUGAAGGGGUUUGCCUUGGAGAAAGAUGGCCAAGAGAAGCACAGCAGCAUUGUAUAGCCAGCCUUCUCUUUUUUUAACAUCAUUCUUCAUUGUGAUUCUUGGUCCCCUCUUUUUUUUCAUUUUUGGUUUUUUCUACUAUUUUGAACCCAUUAAUUUGGGUUUUUUUUAUGUUUAAUUAGUUACUAGUGACUCUAACUUAGACCCAAGAAUUAUAAAAUUUUCUGGGUUAGGUCAUUUGUAUAAAGUUUGUUUCCUCACAGAUUGUGUGGAUUGUCACACAACUGUGAGAGAAUUUGAAUGUUAAGGAAAUCAAGGGUAUAUAACUUCACAAGUUCCAUCUCUCACUUCUUUU
Molecule: messenger RNA, 799 nt
Organism: Durio zibethinus
Lineage: Eukaryota; Viridiplantae; Streptophyta; Magnoliopsida; Malvales; Malvaceae
Product: auxin-responsive protein SAUR50-like
Biological process (GO): response to auxin
Source: RefSeq, a predicted model, not a curated record